Symsagittifera roscoffensis is the source of this 8767-nucleotide messenger RNA. Its product is annotated as kalirin-like. Gene Ontology annotation, cellular component: plasma membrane; cytoplasm; extrinsic component of membrane. Gene Ontology annotation, molecular function: guanyl-nucleotide exchange factor activity; protein binding. Gene Ontology annotation, biological process: axon guidance. Bases 31 to 8040 code for a protein of 2669 amino acids. The transcript has 25 exons. The record is from RefSeq and is a predicted model, not a curated record. Lineage: Eukaryota; Metazoa; Xenacoelomorpha; Acoela; Convolutidae.
GUUGUGAUAAACUUAUUAAAUAGAAAUCACAUGGAACGAUGUGAUAGAAUUUUUGAUAGUUCAUUUUUCGACUCAGAAGAGAAUUUUCAUGGCCUUUCUGGAGAGAAACUUCUAUGGCUCGUAAAAGAGGAAAUAAUUCUUCUAACAGGUGGCCGUGACAAGAAGGGCUGUAGGAUCCUUAGUUGCCCCUCGAAGAAGGAAACAGAUCGAUAUGCCUCUGAAGACUUGCAGCUGCUGAUCACGUACCUCUUAGGAAUCCCUUCUCAGGAUGAAGGCAAACCAGGCUUCACUAUCCUCGUGGACAUGCGAAGAUGUAAAUGGGAAACAGUCAAACCUCUUCUGAAAGCAUUUGAUGAUUCAAAUAAAGAACAACAGAUACAGUCCGCUUUGGUGAUUCGACCAGACAAUUUUCUACAAAAGCAAAAAGCCAAUUUUGGGUCGUCUAAGUUAUCGUUUGAGACGUCAGUCAUCAGUUUGGAAGCACUCGUUAAAUUUAUUGAUAAGACGCAAGUUACAAUUCACUUCGAAGGAACUUUAAACUACGAUCAUAACCAGUGGAUUCAUUUGAGACAUUCAUUCGAGACAUUCACAUGGCAGGCCAACAGUUUUCUAGCAAAACUAGAGAAGGUGCAAGAGCGCAUGGCUUCAGUGGAACUUGCUGCGGACUCGCAAACAGCGCUUGUUGCUUCAAAUCAGCAUCAAAAAUUCCAACAAGUGAUCGAAAACGCUCCAUUUCCGCAAAUUGCGCAGCAAGGAAUGUCACUAGAGCAAACUCUGAACCAAUGUUGCUACUCCUCUAAGUUCUAUACCAAUUCAUCAAGUGGGACAACAAGUUGUCAGUUAGUGUUGACAGGAAACCCAGACUUCGCUUCCUGGAUCCCAAAAGUACAUAACCUAGUCGAACGAAUCCAGUUCUUCAGACCCCAUCUGAUGGAACUGUGGGGCUCGAACAGACAGCGGUUGGACCAAUGUUACCAGCUGAGGGCAUUUGAGGCGGAUAUGGUGAUUGUGUUUCAAUGGCUGGAGGAAAGUAGGAAGAUAUUUAUGUUCACGUACAAUCAAGUUUGCGAUAGUUCUCAAUCAGCAUUGGCGCUACAGAAGAAUGACGAGGCUUUCAACCAAGUUGCGACGGAUGCUUUCAAGGAAAUUGACCGUCUGGUUAGUCUGGCUGGUCACUUGGUCUCUAAAAACCAUUACGCCAGACAUGAUAUCACUCAUGAAGCACAGCGUCUAGAACGAGAGCGAAAUGUGUUUGCGGGAGUGCUGGCAGAAAGGACACGAAUUAUCUCUUUGACUGUCAAAUUCUUCUCCAAAGCAGAGGAUUUCAUCAAUUCAGUUCCAAGUUGGACAGAAGCCAUUCUGGGAAUAGAUUUCACUAUGACAGCCCCCAAUGAACUCAUAGACAUGAAGGAGUCCCUCAACCAGGCAUUCAACAAGAUUAAAGUUUUCUACAACGAGGUGGGUCAACUGGCUAAAGCGCUACUGGAACUGCUUUUACAACCCCCUCCAGUAGACGAAUACGGAAAUGGACAAUCAUGGGCCAAUGAUUUGAAUUACAGUGUUUGCAGUGACCCAGUUUCAGCCAUGAAGACUCGAGUUCUGAAAGAUUUCCAACAUCUCGAAAUGGCAUAUGAGAACAAACUACAAUGCAUUAGUUUAUUCAUUGCCGUUGAAAUGUUUGAAAAAGACGUAAACGCGGUUGUGAGUUGGAUUGACGAUCAUGGUGAACCCUUCAUAAGGAAAACUACAAAUAUCGGAAAGUCUCUGACCAGAACCAAAGCGCUGGUCAGGAAGCACGAUGAAUUUAUAACGAUUGCCAAAAGCACCCAGAAGAACGCCCAAAAAGUGGUGCAGACUGGCAAUGAGCUUCUACGUCUUGGAGUUGGAGACCAGUCCAAAAUAUCCAAGUACAUCAAUCUAAUCCAGGUGAAAAUGAACCAAUUUCAGGAGAAAGUCGAUUACAGGACCAAUUUGCUCCAACUUGCUUUUAAAUUUUACGACAACAUGAAAAAUAUAAACGCAUGGAUCAAGCUGCUUAAAGAGAAACUAAGUGACAAUUCGGUCCCGGAAACAUUAGAAGCUGUCAGAAGCGCAAAGAAAUCGUUUGAGACUGAACGCAAUGCAACAAUUGACGCAAUGCUGGACUGUCGGAAUGAUGGCGAGAAAUUGAGAGAGGAGCUACGUCAAAUGGCAAUUGACAACGAUGACUCAAGAAAGUAUACCUUGCCUGAUGUUGUGAACGAAAGUAUGACCAGUUCUGAGAAGAGUGAUAGUGGUAUUGGCAGUGAACGGAGUGUGAACGAAGCCAGAGGGAAAUCGAGGAGUGGAAAUUCUGGAGCUGGCGCUGGAACAGUUGAUGAAGCUGGAUACCGAGCUGUAACUGAGUUGAUAGCGAGUCUAGACGAUCAUAGACGUGAACUAGAUGAAUUGUGGAGUAAUCGGAAGUUCAGUUUGGAUUUGGGGGAGCAGCUUCGCUGGUUCGAACAACGAUGUCGAGAGAUCAACGAAAACGCGAGUUAUUGGGUUGCACAACUGGAUGAAAUCAGACGACACGAAAAUGCCAAUAGUGUUGCGCAGAUGUUGCAAAACUCUUCGGAAGCCGUGAAUGCAACAGUUCAAAAUGCAAAAGAAGUUUUAAAAGCAGGACAGGAGUUGUAUUUGUAUGUUCGGAAUGUGACCAACAUUCAUUUUUUCGACUGUAAUUUGAUGGGAAUAAGCGCGGAUGAAUACGUUAAAAAGUUGUGGACUGAUUUGAAAGAUAAUGUAGAGACACUUCAAGAAUCAGACAACCAACAAAGACAACAAUUUCAGCUGCAAAUUGAGGUCAACAACUUUGAAGACGAAUGCAAGGAAGCGUUAGACUGGAUUCAAACAGCUGAGAAUCAACUGAACCAUUCUCCUAUUCAACUGUCUUGCUUGGACGAUGCGUCGAAACUCGAAGACGAAACUCGACAUUUUCAUGCCUGUCUGCAAAAACAGCAUCAAAGUAUCCUUGGAGUGUAUCGUCGGGCAGAGUUUAUUCUGAGCUCAAUGGAGUAUAUAAAUUCAGAUCCAGGAGCUUCAAAUGGCGACGAUAUGUACCAGGAUGACUUCAAAGGUAAUGUCAGGAUCAAUCAGCUGGCGAAGCAAAUUGCCGACGAUUGGGGUCGUCUAGUUUCGAGAGUUGAAUACAGGAAUGACUUGGCCAGGACAGCUAGUAACUUCUUCAAGACUCAUGCUAACUUGGUCGACACAUUAGAAUCCCUUCAGAGGGACUUCAGCUUAGAGGAGGAUACGUCACCAGAUAUGCCGGUCGAAGCUUUGAGAUCACUUCUCGCUAAACACAGCAGCUGCAAAGAUGAUUUCACAAAGCUAUGUGGUUUCAUCCGUAAAUUAUCUGAAGGUUUCUUGGCACAGCUUCUGAGAAAAGUUAACCAUGAGCCUUUCAGUUCGGAUAAGCGGGAUGACAAGAUCUCGAAAAAUGUUGUUCAGCAGAAAAUGGAUUCGGUUUUGGUCUCGGAAACUAACUUACUAGCUGCAUGGGACAAGCGAAAGAAACGACUCGACACUCAUUUGAAAGUUGCAGAGCUUAGACAUGACUGUGAAAAUGUUCUCAAAUGGCUAAAGAAUAAUCGGGAAGUCUACAUUAAUGCUACUACAGGAAUCAUCGCGGGGGCGCAGCCUUUAACAGGCGACCAACUGCGACUUGUCAUUUCUCAGCAUGAAUCAUUCAGGCAACAAGCUAGACAACAGAAACAGAAUGUAGAGGAGCUCAUGUGCCGUUUCGCAGACCUGAAGAACUCCCAAACGCCCGUCUCCGAAACUUCAGAUAAGGUUCCGAGUAGUCCUUCACUGGUACAUCCGACACUUCAGAUGAACGAUUUACAAAAACUGUGCAAAAAAGUAUAUGCUACGUAUAAGUGCUUCCACAAAGAUACUGACGCAAUAUGUGCCCAGAGUUACAGACUGCUGGGUGCACCACCGCCUUGGGAAAAACUGGUUCCGUUGCAAUUGGAAUGUCCAGCACCGGAUACGCCAGUUGGAACUGGGAAUCUGUCAUCUGGUGUUUCAACUCCCGGUUCCGGGACGCCAGGCACUGAUACGAUAGGCCAGUUGCAGCCAGUCCCGUCUACGCCUGUGAUUGAUAGUGAGAAAUGCAGACUUGAAAGAAAACGAGACUUCGUUAUAAACGAAUUAUUAGAAACAGAAAAACUCUACGUCAAAGACUUAGAACUAUGCGUGAAAAACUACUUGGGUAGUUUCAAAAGUGCGCCCAAUAUGCCACCUACAUUAAUGGACAAGAAGUCAAUCAUAUUUGCGAACAUUGAACAGAUCUACAAUUUCCAUUCAGAAAUAUUCUUGAAAGAAUUGGAAGGCUACAGAGGCAGGCCGGAGGAUGUUGGCCAUGGAUUUGUGAGAAACGCAAACAAGUUCAAGCAUCUAUAUGUGGAGUAUUGUAAGAACAUGCCUGAUUCAAACAGGGUCAUCCUCAUGCCGGAGUCAAGUGCGUUUUUUGAGACUGUUAAAGAGAGCUGCAAGCUGACUCUCGAAAUCCAGUCGUGUCUGAUCAAACCAGUGCAGCGUAUCACCAAGUACGGUCUGCUGCUGAAGGACUUGUUGAGCUGCUGUGACUUCCAAUCCGAGAUCAAGGAAGCUCUGGAGCUGAUGCGCAAUGUGCCCCAGAAAGCAAACGACACUAUGCACCUCUCUUUGCUUCAAAAUGUACCAAAGGAGCUUAACUUGGAUUCGCAGGGAGACCUGAUCCUUCAGGACACUUUCCAAAUGUGGGAGCCCAGACAACUCAUCAAGAAGGGCAGAGAGCGACAUGUGUUCCUCUUCGAAGACUUCAUCAUCUUUGCUAAGGUGGUUAAAGACGCCAAUGGACAGAAGAAGUACCUCUACAAGAAUAAGUUCGACGUGCGAAGUGCAGACUUCAGCAUCACAGACCACGUAGACAUUGAGAGAAAGUUCGGACUCUACUUCUCCAGACCCUACAAUGAUAGCAACAAAUAUGUGCUCAGGGCUCCCACUGAGGAUAUCAAAAAUGACUGGCUAGUGGCUCUGAGGAGUGCCAAGAGACCAGAACUGUACCUGGAAAAGAAUCUGGACGUGACUUCAGCUGCAGCAGGAGCAACUAGACGCUCAGUGAAUUUGGCUGCUCAGCAGCAGAACAGUGCCAGCACUCCCACUGGAUCCAUGUCGUCCCAGUUGAGAUCCAUCUCUGGAUCCACUAUCGCCUCAUCCGACCUCGGAUCCCCAUUGGCUUCGCAGAGUAGUCUGCAACACUCUAAUAGAGAUUCCAAAAUCAGCAGGGACUCCCAAGCAAGUACUGGUGACGAGCGAGAACCGAGCAUGCUUUCGAAUGAGUAUAUAGAGCUUAGUCCUGUUCUCACGAGUCAUAACAGUAAUAGCAACUCCUUCAACUAUUCGGCAUCUCAGCUCCCAGCCGCCGGCCCGCUAUCGUCUUCAUCGACGGCCUCUAGUUCCCACCUUUAUAUGAACACAGCUGGCGUAUCGAGUAGCGGACACUCAGCUUCAUUUGAUAGCAAUUACAGCAACUACGCAAUAUCCACUUCGUCUAAUCAAGGACCUCCUCCGCCUAGUAUGAUGCGACAGCACUCUGCGGGACCAUUCGUGGAAAAGUAUGAGAAACGAGUAUCAGUGUCGAGUAUGUCUAGUUCGACAGGAGGUAUCCACAGUGACAAGGAGGACCAAGGUCACGACAUUCUCAGUGUAAUGUGCGACAUAACUUCGACACCAGUGGGUGGAGCAAUGGGGGUCGCCACUGGGAUAAGCGAAGGGGUAGGGGGAGAUAAUGAACGCACUGUGUGCAAUAGCAACGAGGAGCACGUAGGAGGGGAUGCCGAGAUGACAGACUACUACUCGAAUGUGGCAGCCUCAUUUUCUUCAUCAGCGGCUGCUCCAAACAGCCAGAGGCUCAGUUCUCUGUCACAAGAGGACAAUUCAGAUCUACUGAGUGUCACAGGCAGUGACAAUGGUACGGCACCGACCAAGCGAAGUAACAGCAUCAAAAAGUGGCUCACGAGUCCAGUUCGCAAACUGAGCAGCCACAGUGCUUCCUCGUCUCACUCCUCAAACAGUAAUUUGACCAACUCCAAUAGCUCCUUCAAUCCGGCAGUCCCCACCAUAUCCGGAGGAGCCACCGGUCAGCAGAUGGGAGGCAGUGGCAAUAAGAGGUCACCCUUGACUGCUAAACUGUCAAAUACUCCACAGAUACAAGCUAUGUACAGCCAGCACUAUGGAAAUCGCAAGGCGGAACUGACCCUGCAUGACCUUAACAACGCAUCCACCAUCCACAGCUUCAACUCGAGAGCUGACAGUGCCGAGAACAUCUCAUCCCAUCUUUCCACUUGCACAAUCCAGGAAGGCAACGAAGACCCGAACAGCAUUAACCAGUGUUCGUCAACCAAUCAGAAUCACCCAUAUAACGCAGGGGCGUACGGGGACUCCUCUGUCAAUGCAACCCUAGAGAGAGACCAGGGUUCACUUUCACAGAGCCAACUUCCCCCGCCCAUGCCAGAACUGUCUCCUUCGUCCGGCCUGUCUAAUCAAGCGGCUGCUCCUGUGGACAUGAGACGCAAUAAAUCGGCCGCCGAUAUCUGUCCUUUCCAGGGCAUGUCACUGGAUGAGAUCACAGUGGGCCACCCCCCACGUGAGCCAUGUACUAAGAGGGAGUGUAUGGUGUUCGAGAUAGCGGACACGGAGGCCAAGUACGUGCACAGUCUGGGCACCAUAGUGGAACACUACAUGGCUGCAACUUCUACAAACACCACAGCCAACUUCAACAACACGUCACCCUAUUCUGCUUCUGACGUCACGACAGGUGCUCAAAACAACUCAGCCUCAUCUACUUUAACAGCAGCGUCCAGUGGAUCCCAGUGCAUUCCGGUGCCCGCCGAGCUGGCAGACAGACUACAUAUCGUGUGGGGCAACAUCCGACAGAUUUACGAGUGGCACCGCAAUACUCUCCUGCCCGCGUUAGGCUCUGCCUGCUACGCCGACAACCUGCUAGAAGUCGCUAAUUGCUUCAUUAAACACGAGAGGCGUUUCCUAAUGUAUUCCAAAUACGCAUUGAACCUUCCCAAGGCUGACUAUAUAAUGGGCGAGUUCGACAGCUACUUUGCCGAUCUGAGGAAGACUCUCAACCUGAAGCUGAGUCUGAAAGAUCUCCUGAUUGAGCCAAUCCAGCGAGCCAUGAGGUACCAGCUUAUGCUGCAGGGUCUAGUCGGACACCUGGAAAAACAUCAGGAGGAGCUGAAGACUCAAGAGGAGUCCGGACAUCUGGACCGUUUGCGAACGAGUUUGAAGGUCAUGGCAAGGAUCCCGAAAGAAGUCAAUGAUAUGAUGCAACUGGGAAAGCUGUUUGACUAUGACGGGAAGAAUGGAAGUAUCACGGCACAAGGAAAACUGAUUCUACAGGCAUCUGUGAGGUUCUACUCUGAGGGCUCGCCAAACUUAAAUAGCAGUUCGAACAAGAAAAAAGACGCUAAGAAGCUUAACUCGGGUGCUUCGGGGGGCGUUGACGCCUCUGCAGAUCUGGAUCCGAGACACGUGUUCCUAUUUGAACAGAGCAUGCUAGUAGCUGAAGCGGAGAAGGGCUCUGGAUCCUCUAAUUUUAUUGGACCCAGAUACUUCUUCAAAAAUUUUAUCAAGGGCAGUUCAAUGAACGGAGUGAUCGUGGAGGCGAACAACAACAGUAGUAACGGAUCAGUGAGCAAUGGGGCCUCCUCAUCUGAGUCGAGUAGUGUUGCGGCUGCGCCUGUUCAGUUCAGACUGGAGUGCAGCAAUGACAAGAACUACGAGCUGCAAUUUGAGAGCAGUGCCACCUGUUCACAAUGGGCAACCACAAUUACAAACCUCAUCAUGGACCGCAGAGACUUCGCGAGAGCGCUCUCAAAGCCAAUCGAGUUCCAAAAGAAACAGCUUCUGAACAGCAGCAAUAGCAGUUGCAAUUCGAGCAACAGUUCCUCAGCCAACGUCACUAGUUCGAAGCCCGCAGUCUCCGCGCCUCCAAUUCUGCUCACAACGCAUAAUCCUUGAAAGAACCCAUCAGUUUCGAUCGACGGGAAUUGAAAUGAACGAGCAUUUCGGAAGAGAGGUACUUUACUUUAGCAGGAAGCAACUGAACAUUUUAGAAUGCCGCGGAGAUGCUUUCGAUGUAAUUUUUUUUUUCGUUUUCUAUCCUAAAAGCGCUUCUAUUUUCCUAGUCGAUUUGUUUAAUAAUUAAUUACAACGGAGUGUCAUCAAUCACAAAACAAACAGACAAUGCCAGAUUAAAUCUUCUCGAAACUGCAGCAAUAUUUCUCCUUAAUUACAACACGUACCUUCUUGAUGCCAAUUGUGUAAGCUGUUGAUGUAAUUGUAAUCAUUUCAGUUUUGUGUUUAGAUAGAAAGAUUUGCAAAAUGUCAAUAUAUUAGUUAAUUUAUACAAAAUUUACGGAGCCGCAAAUAUUUAUUUACCCAAUUUGCUGUUGGAUUUUUGUCUUGGAAUUACUCCUAAAUUGUGUGGCACUUUCGAUAUAUUUUGCUGUCAGCUUGUCGCAUAAAUAAUAGAUUGAUUUCUUGACGAUACAAAUUUUCUUGCGCAGUUUUUUUGCAAGUACCUGUCAAGCUCAAAUGGAAUAUUGGACUUGGAAUACCGUGCAUUUGGAUAAUGAACAAAUUUAACUGAAAAGUGGAAUUGUACAACUUAAUAUGCAAGUUGUUAGAUAGUUAUGAUUAUUUUCAAAAAAUCGAUCAAUACAGUGAAAUAUAAUUUUGUGACUGA